Molecule: messenger RNA, 728 nt
Organism: Macadamia integrifolia
Lineage: Eukaryota; Viridiplantae; Streptophyta; Magnoliopsida; Proteales; Proteaceae
Exons: 2
Coding region: 167-580 (137 amino acids)
Source: RefSeq, a predicted model, not a curated record
GACUGCAAGCAACCUGUUGGGUAUAAAUAUAUGUAUCUUACCACCGACUGAACCAUUUCCUUCAUCUCUCUCUCUCUCCUCUUUCUUUGCUUCUUCUGUUUUAAGGUUUUUCUGGGCUCUCUCUUCUUCUAUUAUCUCUGCAGAGAAACCUAAAGUUUUCUCAGAAAUGGUGGAUAAUCAGACAGUUUGCUGCAUGUGCGGCGACGUCGGUUUCCCUGACAAGAUCUUCCACUGCAACAGAUGCCGUCAUCGCUUUCAGCAUUCGUAUUGCAGUAGCUACUACAGUGAAUCGUCGGAGAAGAUGGAAUUGUGUGAUUGGUGCCAGAGCGAAGAGAGAAGAGCAAAGCAUGGAGGUGGUGUUGGUGGUGGGGUGUCUUCUUCAUCAAGGAGGUAUGCCGGAGGACCAGAUCAUGGUAUGUCAAUGAACAGGUCUGAGUAUAGCGGCGGGGAGAGGAUCAAACAAAACGAUGUCAAAGAAGACAACACGGCCGACAAAGCUGGGAAGAGCACCACUAGUCCUGCACCAUCGCCGAGGCCCACGGGGCGGAGAUAUAAGCUUCUCAAGGAUGUAAUGUGUUGAUGAUCCAUUGAUCACUAGCUAGCUAUGCCUUGCUUGUCUUUGCUUUUAGUAACGUAUGUGCACGUCAUCAGUAAGCCCUUAAUUAUAUAUUUCUCUUUUGUUUUUAUUUAAUACUAAUCUUCAAUCUUGGGGUGCGGGUUUCUAUUUC